Messenger RNA from Physcomitrium patens, 592 nucleotides. Its product is annotated as large ribosomal subunit protein eL32z. Gene Ontology annotation, cellular component: ribosome; cytosolic large ribosomal subunit. The record is from RefSeq and is a predicted model, not a curated record. Gene Ontology annotation, biological process: translation. Gene Ontology annotation, molecular function: structural constituent of ribosome. NCBI's taxonomy places the organism in Eukaryota, Viridiplantae, Streptophyta, Bryopsida, Funariales, Funariaceae.
AGAGGGAGGGCGACAGGGCGGCUCUCUCUUUGGGUGGUUCUCGCAGCUCAGCCGAAUUUCCUGUUGCGCUCCACCUGCUUGUCAAGAUGGUGACCCCUCUCAUCAAGCGCGAUGUCAUCAAGAAGCGCGUCAAGAAGUUUAAGCGCAUGCAGUCUGACCGCAAGAUUUGCGUGAAGACAAACUGGAGGAGGCCUAAGGGUAUUGACUCUAGGGUUCGCCGCAAGUUUAAGGGCACUACUUUGAUGCCCAACAUCGGUUACGGCUCAAACAAGAAGACCAGGCAUGUGCUGCCAAGUGGAUUCGUUAAGUUUUUGGUUCACAACGUGAAGGACGUCGAGCUUCUGCUGAUGCACAACAGGAAGUACAGUGCUGAAAUUGCACACAACGUUUCCACUCUGAAAAGGAAGGCCAUCGUGGAGCGUGCAGCCCAGCUGAACAUUGCACUGACCAAUGGAAGCGCCCGCCUCCGCAGCCAAGAAGACGAGUAGGAUUUAUGAAUUGGUGCAUUUUUCGUGUAUCUUUCUUUGUGUAGUGGACUUAUGGGAAUUUUUCACCUACUCUCUUUCAAUGAAGAAGCUAUAUUCGUGACAAC